This is a messenger RNA of Yarrowia lipolytica CLIB122, 1392 nucleotides long. RefSeq lists its product as uncharacterized. The record is from RefSeq and is a predicted model, not a curated record. Gene Ontology annotation, cellular component: mitochondrial outer membrane. NCBI's taxonomy places the organism in Eukaryota, Fungi, Ascomycota, Dipodascomycetes, Dipodascales. Gene Ontology annotation, biological process: L-tryptophan catabolic process; quinolinate biosynthetic process. Gene Ontology annotation, molecular function: kynurenine 3-monooxygenase activity; FAD binding.
AUGCACGAAGUCACAGUGGUAGGAGCGGGUCUUGUGGGCUGUCUGGCGGCUCUGGCAUUCGCAGAUCGCGGCCACAAGGUGGCGCUUUACGAUGCUCGUCCUGAUCUCCGGUCCGAGGCGGAGCUCAAAAACGCCUCGUUGCGAUCCAUUAACCUGGCUGUGUCUGCUCGAGGCAUCGAGGCACUCAGAUCUGUCGACACCAAGAUGGCCGAGCGAGUGCUGGCCGACAUUAUCCCCAUGUACGGUCGUAUGAUCCACGAUCUCCAGGGAGGACAACAUGCUCAGGCUUACGGCCUAUGGGGCGAGUGUAUCAACUCGAUUGACCGAGCCCAGCUCAACCGAACCAUGCUGGACGUGAUUGAAGAUAACGCCAACAUCACCUUCUUCCCCGAGCACAAACUAACCAACAUUUCGCUCAGCCGAAAGGACAAAAAGUACCAGCGACCGACAUCGACUUUUGAGACCAAGGAGGGCGAAGAGAGGGUCGUGGAAAGUGACUACAUUAUUGGAGCAGAUGGAGCCUUCAGCAAGACCAGAGAUCGACUCCAGCGAUACGUCCGAAUGAACUACGCCCAGCAGUACAUUGACUGUGUCUACCUGGAACUCAAGAUCCCCAAGGCCGACGGACCCGAUCCGUUUUCCAUCUCGCCCAACCACCUGCACAUUUGGCCCCGACACAAAUACAUGCUCAUUGCACUGGCCAACGGUGAUGGCUCGUUCACAUCUACGCUGUUUGCUCCCCCGGCGCUCAUGGAACAGGUGUGUGAAUCCCAAAACACCUUCAUUUCCUUCUUCAAGGAGCAGUUCCCAGACGCAUACGAGCUGAUGGGCGAGUCUCAGAUUCUGGAGUCGUACGAAAACAACCCCCGGUCCCCCCUGGUGUCCCUUAAGUGCUCUCCUUAUAAUCACAAGGGCGAGUGUCUGCUCGUAGGCGACGCAGCCCACUGCAUGGUUCCGUUCUACGGCCAGGGAAUGAACGCCGGAUUUGAAGACAUCCGGGUGCUCAUGGAGAUUUUGGAUGAAAAGAAAUGGAACGUCGAGGAGGCCUUUAACACCUACACCGAGCGACGACACAAGGAUCUUGUUGCUAUUGUCGAUCUCGCCAUGCGAAAUUAUGUGGAAAUGAGCCACUCAGUGGUCAGUCUGCCCUACCUGAUUCGAAAGAAGGUGGACGGAGUUCUUGGACGUGUCUUUUCGUCCGCUUGGGUCCCUCUUUACUCCAUGGUGUCGUUCCGAGCCGACAUUCCUUACUCCAAGGCUCUGAGUCGAAGCGCUCGACAAGACCGAAUCAUUGGUAACAUUGUCAAUUGGACCUCGUUUGCGGGUCUGGUUGGAAUGGGCGCCUUGUUCUACUACAAGGGUCGUCACCUUUUUGGCCGUCUCUUCGAGUAA